This is a messenger RNA of Vicia faba (fava bean), 825 nucleotides long. The record is from the annotation of a GenBank genome assembly. NCBI's taxonomy places the organism in Eukaryota, Viridiplantae, Streptophyta, Magnoliopsida, Fabales, Fabaceae.
AUGAAGCACCAAAAAAUACUCCCAAUGUUCCUCUCAUAUGUGUUGAUACUUAUAGCUAUCCUACUCCUUUCAACAACAUGGACCCUUGCACAAGAAGUUGAGGAUGAGACUGAAUUUGAUUAUAUAAAUGGGAGCAAAAAGGGACCUUUACAUUGGGGUGAACUAAAGAAGGAAUGGGCAACAUGUAAAAAUGGGAUAAUGCAAUCUCCAAUUGAUAUGGCAGAUCACAAAGUGAGAAUAGUUACAAAGUUGGGAAAAUUAAAAAAGAAUUAUAAGCCUCAUAAUGCUACAUUAAAAAAUAGAGGUCAUGAUAUUCAGGUGAAAUGGGAGGGAGAUGCAGGAUCAAUAAAUAUUAAUGGGACUGAAUUUUUUCUACAUCAAGCCCAUUGGCAUUCACCUUCUGAACAUACCAUCAAUGGUAGAAGGUUUGCCAUGGAGGUACACAUGGUUCAUGAAAGUUCAAAAAGAAAAGGGAAAAGCAAGAUAGCUGUUGUUGGGCUUUUAUAUAAGAUUGGUCGACCAGAUCCUCUUCUUGCCAAGUUGUCAAAAUACAUAAAAUCUUUGGUGGAUACCGAAGGAGAGAGGAGUAUUGGAGUGAUUAAUCCCUCCAAUAUAAAGUUUGGUGGAAAGAAAUAUUACAGAUAUAUUGGUUCUCUCACUAUCCCUCCUUGCACUGAAGGUGUCAUUUGGACUAUUAACAAAAAGAUAAGAAGUGUGUCAAGAGCACAAAUGAAAUUAUUUAGAGAAGCUGUCCAUGAUCAUGCAAAGAGGAAUGCAAGACCUAUACAACUCUUAAAUAAAAGAGAGAUACACCUCUAUGGAUAA